Humulus lupulus (European hop) is the source of this 530-nucleotide messenger RNA. RefSeq lists its product as uncharacterized. Gene Ontology annotation, biological process: proteolysis. The record is from RefSeq and is a predicted model, not a curated record. NCBI's taxonomy places the organism in Eukaryota, Viridiplantae, Streptophyta, Magnoliopsida, Rosales, Cannabaceae. Gene Ontology annotation, molecular function: cysteine-type peptidase activity. The transcript has 4 exons. Bases 103 to 519 code for a protein of 138 amino acids.
GUGAAAAGAGAGAUCAGUCACUUUUUUCGUUUUGUUGAGCCAAUUUGGUUAUCAAAUGUUGGAUCCACUGAAGAAGAACGAGUUGAAUGGGUAUCAAAGCGUAUGAUUGAUUCAAAUCCGGGUCAGAUGUGGUUGUUGCCAUAUCAUAAGGGAAAGCAUUGGAUGCUUAUAAUAAUUGAUUUUGAUCACCAAUUGUGCUAUUUCUUGGAUUCUCUUCACAAUUUUCCACCAGAUGAAAUCAAAUCUCUCAUUUCUCGUGUCUUUCAACAUUUACGCACAAAUAAUGCAAAAACUAAGGAAGUCGCGUGGAGAACAGUUAAGUGUCCUCGUCAACCAUUACAAUCAGUACAAUGUGGGUUCUAUGUUAUGAGGAUGAUGAAGGACUUCGUGACAAAUGAGUUUUCAAUGCGAUGGCUAACUAGUAAUUGUGGCGGGAAGAACUAUUACACAAAAGAUGAGAUCAAUGAAGUACGUGAAGAAUGGGCACAAUGCGUCAUGGAUUUGAUGAGUACUACAUAGGUCCACUCACU